Messenger RNA from Raphanus sativus (radish), 1622 nucleotides. Its product is annotated as calcineurin B-like protein 6. Gene Ontology annotation, biological process: calcium-mediated signaling. The transcript is spliced from 8 exons. Lineage: Eukaryota; Viridiplantae; Streptophyta; Magnoliopsida; Brassicales; Brassicaceae. The record is from RefSeq and is a predicted model, not a curated record. Gene Ontology annotation, molecular function: calcium ion binding; kinase binding. Bases 745 to 1425 code for a protein of 226 amino acids.
UGCUUUUGUUGUAACGGAGUUUGGAGGUUGAGAUCAUCAUCGAUUGUGACUGCCUGGCUGGCUGGCGAUGGAGAAUCAUCGCAGGGCGAAGCUUGAUGAUGGUGAAAUUGGAGGAGACUGCGGAGAGAUGAUGUAGGAGACGGAAGAAGAAUGAAUAUCAGUUGUGAUGUUGGUACCAUGGAAGAUACAAUCGAUGAAGAAGAAGAAGACCGUACCCGAAGGUGUGGCAUGAGUCAUUGACCUGCCAGGAAAGAUUCUUUUGGUAUCUUAUUUGGUCUUUGAUGAAUGCAUUAUUAUACUCUCUCUCACACAUUGAAAAUGUCAAACUUGUUUUUGAUCUAAGUUGUCACCAACCAGCUAAGAGACGACUAAUACACUACGCCAACGAACUUGUUUGAUCCCUUCUCAGCUCUCAGCAGCCAACUAUAGCUCUCGAGAUCGUGGUGAAAUUGAAUAACUCUUUUUGUUUUGUUUUGUUGGGAACAAGUCAGUGAUACCCGAAGCUUUCUUUUUUUACACGCAAACGAAACGAGACAAGUCCCCAUAAAGAGUUAAAACUUUCCUUCUCUCGAAAGUCAAAGCCCCCCGGUUCAUUUGAUGCGUUGAUCGGCAAACUUGUGUUCGACUCUUCAUUUCUCUUCUCAAUGCCCUGUUAUCUAUUGAUAUUCAAAAGGAAGUAACCAUCUUUUUUUUUUUAAUGUGUUUGUGGUAGGCAUGGAAACAGUGGGUUAAUUGGGAGGAGAGAUGAUGAUGCAGUGUUUGGAUGCAUUAAAGCACUUCUCCACAUUUCUCUUGACUUGCUGUGAUUCUGAUUUUAAUCACCAUUCCAGGGGUCUUCCGAACCCUAAGGAUCUUGCUAAAGGCACUGUCUUUACUGUGAAUGAGAUUGAAGCUCUUUACGAAAUGUUCAAGAGCAUCAGCAAAGCCGGGCUUAUCGACAAGGAACAGUUUCAGUUGGUACUGUUUAAGACGAACAGAAAGAAGAGCCUUUUUGCUGAUAGGGUGUUCGACUUGUUUGACACCAAGCAUACUGGAAUCCUGGAUUUUGAAACUUUUGCACGUGCUAUUUCGGUUUUCCACCCUAAGGCUCGAUUGGAGGAUAAGCUCGAGUUUUCUUUCAAGCUGUAUGAUCUGAAGCUCCAAGGGUUUAUAGAGAGACAAGAGUUGAGGCAAAUGAUGGUGGCGACUCUAGCUGAAUCUGGCAUGAAUCUUUCUGAUGGCGUGAUAGAGAUCAUCAUAGACAAGACAUUUGAAGAAGCUGAUAGUAAAAUGGACGGGAAGAUUGAUAAGGAAGAGUGGCAGUCUCUUGUUUCUCGCCAUCCCUCUCUGUUACAGAACAUGACCCUUCAACAUCUCAAAGACAUAACAAAGACGUUUCCGAACUUUGUGUUUUACACUAUAGUGACUGACAACCCAUCAUCUUGAUGAUCAUGAGGAAUGUGAAUUUGGAUUUUUUUGUUUGGUGCAAGUUGAUUCUUUUUUUUUCUUUUUUUUUUUGUUGGCAAAAAGAGAUGGUACAAUAUUGUAUGUUGAAUACUUGUUUCUUACUUAACUUCCACUCCAAUUCUAAUUGUAUCUGAAAACUGGCAUUUUCUGAUUUUAUUUUAAAGCAAUUUGCAAAU